Messenger RNA from Xiphophorus hellerii (green swordtail), 1768 nucleotides. Its product is annotated as UDP-glucuronosyltransferase 2B31-like. The coding region runs from base 16 to 1485 and encodes 489 amino acids. Gene Ontology annotation, molecular function: UDP-glycosyltransferase activity. NCBI's taxonomy places the organism in Eukaryota, Metazoa, Chordata, Actinopteri, Cyprinodontiformes, Poeciliidae. The transcript has a single exon. The record is from RefSeq and is a predicted model, not a curated record.
AGCCACUGGAUCAACAUGAAAGUUAUCCUGGAACAGCUUCACUCCAGGGGUCACAAAAUCACCGUUUUGCACUCUGAUAAAAGCUGGUACAUCCCCAAUAACUCCUCCAUUUACAAUUCAGUUCAUAUUCCAUCACUCUUGGACGACCUGAACUCGAACUUUUAUGUGACAAUGAUGCAGGAUGUCAUGGAUUGUCGUGGACAUUCUACUUUUAUACGCUCAUUUUGUCAACACAGUUUGAUUACACUGAUGUUAAAACAUAGCCAUAAGAGUUUGGUGAACUUGGCAAGUAAAGUUUUACAGGAUAAAUUACUAAUAAAGAAGCUCAAGGAUACCAAGUUUGACCUCAUGUUGACAGACCCUGCGUUUCCUAUGGGGGUUAUUCUUGGUGGUUACCUCAAGCUGCCAAUGGUCUUUAAUGUCCGCUGGAUCAAUAAUGGAGAGAGUCAUCAAUCCAUAGCUCCAUCUCCUGUCUCCUAUGUCCCUGUAUCAGGAAGUGAACUUUAUGAUCAGAUGGAUUUUCUAGAGAGGACAAAGAAUAUGUUGCAUUAUCUCUACAGCCUUUAUGAGUUGCACAUUGUCGUUAACCGAGCAUACGCAGAUCUCUUCCAGAAAUACUUCCCUCCUGGGACUGAUUUAGUUUCUUUGGAGCUCUCAGCUGAUAUCUGGCUUUGUAGAGGAGAUUUUAUCUUUGACUUCCCUCGGCCCACCAUGCCCAAUAUGGUUUACAUAGGGGGCUUCCAGUGCAAGGAGGCCCAACCUUUACCUGAUGAGUUGGAGGAAUUCAUGCAGAGCUCUGGGGAACAUGGGGUGGUGGUCAUGUCUGUAGGGACAAUUGUGUCAGUUCUGCCCCCUGAGAUCACAGAAGCCAUUGCUGCUGCUUUUGCUGAGCUCCCUCAGAAAGUGAUUUGGCAUUUUGAUGGUGACAAGCCUUUAUCUUUGGGAAGAAACACCAAGCUGGUGAAAUGGCUUCCCCAGAAUGAUCUCCUGGGACAUCCUAAGACUAAAGUCUUCAUAGCCCAUGGAGGAACCAAUGGCAUGUAUGAGGCCGUCUAUCAUGGUGUUCCUGUUCUGGGUUUGCCUCUGCUAUAUGAUCAGUUUGACAACUUACUCCGACUGAAAGUUCGUGGUGCAGCUAGGGUGGUGGAGGUCCGAUCACUGACCAAAGACAAUUUCCUGGAGGCUCUAAAGGACAUCUUGGAGAAUCCAUCUUACCGUGAAAACAGCCAACGUCUCUCUCAGCUACACCGUGACCGACCAAUGUCUCCAAUGGACACAGCCAUCUUCUGGAUAGAGUACGUCAUCAGGAACAAAGGAGCGACCCACCUGCAGUCCGCAGGUUUCAGCCUGCCUUGGUAUUCCUACUUCUGUCUAGAUGUAGCAGUCUAUGUAUUGGCCAUAACUGGAACCUCCAUCUGGGGUUUCAUGUUUGUCUGUAGGUUACUCUGCUGUAAGAGGUCCAGCAAGAAGGUCAAACCAGAGUAAUUAAUCAAAUUACUUCAGUUUUUAUAAAUAUACAAUUUUGCUACAGGGUUCUGCCUGUAGCUGAAGCAAAAACAACAAGCUGUGCAAUAUACCAACAUUUCUUCCUCAUAUUCAAUGUUGCGUUAAGACCAUAAAACUCAUCUAAACUACAUUAAAAUGUUAAUUCUGGACAUAUCAAUUGAGAAAACUAAAGUGCUUUUUGCAACAAAUCUGUUUCUGAAACAAAUAUAAAUAAAUGUUUUCUUCCUAUUUUUAAUUGUCAAAUUUGAAUCUUUAAAUUCUA